Messenger RNA from Penicillium angulare, 1563 nucleotides. RefSeq lists its product as uncharacterized. The transcript has a single exon. The record is from RefSeq and is a predicted model, not a curated record. Lineage: Eukaryota; Fungi; Ascomycota; Eurotiomycetes; Eurotiales; Aspergillaceae. The coding region runs from base 1 to 1563 and encodes 520 amino acids.
AUGCCCUCAGACCGUCACUCGACAGACCAAAGAGCCAACAGUGAUCGAAACCAGGCAUCCGAAAUGCCCCGCAACAACGACUGGGAAAAUGACACUAACCCGUUUGUUGCUUUCCGGCGCUUCGCCGAUGAACAAGUUUCGUCCGUGUUACAGUCGAUCACCGGUCUCCCCUCGUCUAUAAACCCCCCGCAAUCAGACAACUGGACGAUAUUCACCGACGACAGAGGCUACAAGAACAUGGCGUUUCGCCACCGCACCGGCACAAAUAACGCGGUUGAGCGCGAAUCCAAUCAAAACGCCGAUAACAGUACCCCAGGAGAUCGAACAGAUCCCUCAAACAAUAACAACGAUCAAAAGACUGCCCGCCCUUGGCAACAAUCCUCAAUACCCCCAGAAGACGCUGGCCGAACUUCUCAACCCCCUUCUCGUAACAGUCGAUAUGACGAACAACGACCCUCCGACUUCUUUGGCCUCGACUCAUUUUUCCAAAACCUCGAACAUCACUUCUUACCUUUCGCGUCAUCUUUCUUUCACCCCCAUCACAAUUUCUUCCUCUCUGACAUGUUCAGUGAUGAUAAUUCCUCAACAUGGCCAUUUAGCUAUAUCAUGCUAAGCCCUUACUCGCCCCUCCACCUUGAACGCCAGGCCCAGUACCGCGCCGUGGGCGAAGGGGGUGUCUUUUCUUCCAUAAUGUCUUCUCUUAAAUUCGACUCGGAGCCUGAAUCAGCUCGCGACCCGACCGAGCCACGAUGGCGCGAAGCUUUUGAGGAUCUAAUCCGAUUGGAAAAUGGGAAGCCUCUGCUGGAUCGCAACUCGACCCCAUUUGCCCAAAUCAGAGAGAAUGGAUCAGAGUGGAUCCAUGGACUUGUUAAAAGAGGGAGUCUGGGUGAACAAUGGAAAUAUGUGUCUGGUACAGAUAACAAUCCCUGGACUGGUAUCAUAUUUACUGGACACAGCCAAGAUGGCCAUGAAGUUCCUGAGACAGAAAAGAGAUCUCUAGAGCAAGCCCCAGCCAUCCGUGAUGAGAAGGAGGCAGAAAGCGAAUUAGAGAUGUAUGAGCGUUUCUUGCAGGACAUUGAAGCGCGUGAGCUCGAGUUCUCCCGGGAGAUCGCGUCUAGUCCUCUACUCCGUGCUUUGCUCGAGGAACGACAGCGCCGACGUGAUGUUUUUGAGAAGUUUGAGAGCGGAUUCUUCUCGGAGGAUGAAUACAGUAAAGAUGAUACGGAGAGUUGGUUGGAUCUCGUCUCGGGUGGUAACCGCAAGUCUGUUCCUGAGACAGAAGAACCAGUUACCUCGACGCCUACUGCUGCGGUUGAGGGUAAGCCCGUUGAGUCUGAAUUUGGAAAUGUGACGGCUCGCGUUAUCUCUACGAUGAUUCGCACAGAGCGUACACGCCUCCCUGAUGGGUCUAUUCAGGUCAAGAAGGUCCAGACAAAACGCUUUGAAGAUGGUCGGGAAGAGACUGAGUCAUCUGAAGAGACAUCACAUUCGUCGCGAAAUGGGGAGGCGCAAUCGGGGGAGAACGAAUCUAAACCCAAGACUGGCUGGUUCUGGAAGGACUGA